Molecule: messenger RNA, 1146 nt
Organism: Histoplasma capsulatum G186AR
Lineage: Eukaryota; Fungi; Ascomycota; Eurotiomycetes; Onygenales; Ajellomycetaceae
Exons: 5
Coding region: 1-1146 (381 amino acids)
Molecular function (GO): dioxygenase activity
Source: RefSeq, a predicted model, not a curated record
AUGACCGAGAAUAAACUCUCCAGAGCCGCGCCCGUGCAGCUGCCGGUGAUCAAUAUCUCGGAAGCCACACCCACAGUAGGAAAGGCUAUGAUCGAUGCUGCGACUAAGAACGGUUUUUUUUACGUCGAUAGUUCCAGCAGUGAUUUCUCGAAUGCCGACGUGGAAAACGCGUUUGCCAUGGGGCGGGAUUUCUUUGCUUCUCCUUAUGAGGAAAAAGCUGCGGUUGCGAUUGGUACAAAUAAUAAGGGUUGGUCUGGAAUGCAUGCAGAAACGCUUGACCCCGAACAUCAACAGGCCUUGGCUAAGAAGCGUCGAUUCAGAGCCAUGAACAUUCACGAAUUCAAAGAAAACAAAGCCCAGCAGGAACUUCCCAAGUCCCUUGUUCCCCACGAAGCCGAGUUAGCUCGAUUCAUCGACUUAUGCCGAAAGACAUGUAAUCGGAUUCUCACUCUCCUCGCGAUAGGCCUAGAUAUCCCCGAAAACUGGUUCACGUCCCGGCACGAUCCCGUCCUGGGCCCCUCCGGCUGCACGUUACGCUUCCUCUACUACCCUUCAAUUGACUCGCCAGCCUCUUCGACCUUCAAGCACGGUAUUGACGUCCGUGCGGGCGCGCACAGCGACUACGGAAGCAUCACCCUCCUCUUCCAGCGAGAUGGGCAACCAGGGUUGGAAAUCCUUACGUCGACGGGAGAGUGGGCGCCUGUGCCUGUUCGGCCCAUUACUGAUGGUGGUGGUGGUGCCACUGCUGCUGGCAGUGGCAAAGGUGCGAUAUUUCCUCCAAUACUGAUAAACAUCGGUGAUCUCCUGAGCUACUGGACGGCCGGGCUAUUGAAGUCUACGGUGCACCGAGUUGUAUUUCCACAGGAGGACCAGCAGCAGCAGCAGGACAGAAGCGAUCGAAGUCGUGAUAGAUAUAGCAUAGCAUAUUUCUGUCAUCCAGUGGAUCACACAGAGCUUGUUCCUGUUCCUAGCCAGCUCGUUGAGGAGCGGAUAAAACAGAAUACGAUUGCGGCUAUAGGCCAGCGGCAGCGGCUGGGGAAUAGCAAUGAUGCUGGCGAUGCUGGGGAAGCCCCUCUGACUGCGAGAGAGCAUUUGGCUGGGAGAUUGGCGGCGACCUAUGGCGGAUCGAAGGAGGAAUAUCAGUGA